GGAGUUUCACAGUUGCCACUAUCAUCAGCUCGGCGAUCGAUUCAUUUCAGUUCCACAAAAGAUGGCGGACCGAACGCCUGGUGGCUCUCAGAAAGCUAGCGCUAAGGCGCUGCUUGAGAGCAAACUGAAGUCUUUCAGCAUUGGCAAGAUGGCAGUGGCAAAGAGAACCCUCAGCAAAAAGGAACAAGAUGAAAUAAAGAAAAAAGAAGAUGAACGAGCGGCAGCUGAAAUUUAUGAGGAGUUUCUUGCUGCUUUUGAAGGAGGAGGGGAGGGAAAAGUCAAAGCUUUUGUCCGUGGUGGCAUUGCAAAUGCAACGAAAGAGGAAGCGGCUUCUGAUGACAAGAGAGGAAAGUUGUACAAGCCUAAGUCACGUUUUGAGACCCAACCAAAAAGCAUCCUGCCUUUGGAAACUCCGCCACAAUUUUUAGCAUUAGACAAACGGCAUGGCUUAAAGAAGAGCAGUGAAAAGGAAAAGAAGAAGAGUAAUUUGGAGCUCUUCAAAGAAGAACUUAAACAAAUACAGGAAGAGCGAGAUGAAAGACACAAGAUGAAAGGACGUGUUAGUCGCUUCGAACCGCUCUCUGGGACAGAUGGAAGACGCUCCUCGGAUGGUUCUUCACGAAGAAACCGUCCGUCCAGUGUUCUGGAUGACUGUGCACCAGGUUCCCAUGACGUUGGAGAUCCAUCCACUACUAACUUGUACCUUGGAAACAUCAAUCCACAGAUGAACGAAGAGAUGCUGUGCCAAGAGUUUGGCCGGUAUGGCCCGCUGGCAAGUGUGAAAAUCAUGUGGCCGAGGACAGAUGAGGAAAGGGCUCGGGAGAGGAACUGUGGCUUUGUGGCUUUCAUGAACAGGAGGGAUGCAGAGCGAGCACUCAAAAACUUAAAUGGAAAGAUGAUAAUGAACUUUGAGAUGAAAUUAGGAUGGGGAAAAGGUGUGCCCAUUCCACCCCAUCCCAUCUAUAUCCCUCCUUCUAUGAUGGAGCAUACACUCCCCCCGCCUCCCUCUGGCCUCCCAUUCAACGCACAGCCGCGAGAGAGGCUAAAGAACCCCAAUGCUCCUCUGCUUCCUCCACCUAAAAACAAGGAGGAGUUCGACAAGACUCUGUCGCAAGCCAUAGUCAAAGUGGUUAUCCCAACAGAAAGGAAUUUGCUCUCUCUCAUCCAUCGAAUGAUCGAGUUUGUGGUGCGUGAAGGACCAAUGUUUGAAGCCAUGAUCAUGAACAGAGAGAUCAACAAUCCCAUGUACAGGUUUUUAUUUGAGAACCAGAGCCCAGCACAUGUAUACUACCGAUGGAAGCUCUACUCCAUACUGCAGGGUGAAUCACCAGCCAAAUGGCGAACAGAUGACUUUAGGAUGUUUAAAAAUGGCUCUUUGUGGCGCCCACCUCCUCUUAAUCCCUACCUCCAUGGUCCUUACGAUGAUGGUGAGGAGGAGGAAGAUGAAGAGGAGGCCAAUAAGAAAGGCUGCUUAAAAGAAGACAACGGGUAAUGUCAUGUUUCCGGGCAUGGGAGGACUGGGCUGUGUACCCUGACCCUUUUCUUAUCAAGCUGCAGAACAUCUUCCUUGGUCUAGUAAACCUCGCUGUGGAGAAGGAGCCUGUAAGCCUUGUUGUGGAGCCUGAGCCAGCAGACGACAUUGAUGGGGCUCCUAUCGGGGAUUAUGUAGAUGGUACUCCACUGGAGGACGUGGAUGGAGUGCCCAUUGACUCAGUUCCCCUUGAUGGGGCACCAAUCGAUGGAGCCCCUCUGGAUGACCUAGAUGGAGUUCCUAUCAAGUCCAUGGAAGAAGACCUAGAUGGAAUACCUUUGGAUCCGUCCAAGGAUGCUCCCUUCAAGGUAGCACCAUCGAAAUGGGAAGCAGUGGAUGAGGCAGAGUUAGAAUCUCAAGCUGUGACAACCUCCAAGUGGGAGAUAUUUGAGCAGCCAGAAGAAACAAAAAAGGAUGAUGCGGACAGUGAUGAGGACAGAAGCCCUCGUUCAGAAGAUAAUCAGAGCUAUUCCAACCCGAUCAGAGAUGACUCUGACUUUAAGUCAAAGAUGUCUGAAAUGAACGAGGAGAAGCGCUCUAAGCUCAGAGAGAUAGAGGUUAAAGUCAUGAAGUUCCAGGAUGAGCUGGAGUCUGGGAAAAGACCUAAGAAGCCCGGUCAAAGUAUUCAGGAGCAGGUGGAACAUUAUAGGGACAAACUACUACAAAAGGAAAAAGAAAAAGAAAAACUGGAGCGGGAAAAAGAGAAGGAAAAGAAAGAGAAGGAAAAAGCUGAGGCACGGUUGAAAGAGUUAAAGAAGGAAAAAGAGAAGGAGGACACACCAACCAGAAAGGAGAGGAAGCGUCGUCACAGUGGAUCACCGAGCCCAACGCGGAGCAGCAGCAGACGAGGCCGGUCGUCCUCACCUCGUUCAGAGCGCUCCGAAAGAUCAGAGCGCUCUGACCGAUCAUACUCUAAAGACACAUCCUCACGUUCUUCUCAUAAAGACUCUCCUCGAUCCAGCAACAGAAAGUCAUCCAAGAGAUCACCGUCAUCACCUCGCACACCCAAACGAUCCAGGAGAUCGCGCUCCAGGACACCCAAGAAAACAGCUAAGAAAUCCCGCUCCAAAUCAAGGUCUCCACAUCGAUCUCACAAAAAGUCAAAGAAGAGUAAACACUGACAUCUUUUUUUUUCUUUUCUUCCCCAACUCCUCCCUCCUAUUCUCUGCGCCAUGUGUAUAAAAAUUGACUGAUUUGGCAGCUGAAGAUUUCUGCCCUGAUGUUAAAGUGAGGACAAUGAAGUGUGGAGGGUUUUGCAUGGGUUUCCAUCUGGUGUACCAGAUAGAUGGCGCCACUGCUGUUUUAUAUUGUAAAAAAAUAAAUAACGUGCUUGUGUUUCCUGAUUCCCCAUCACCUCCAAAUGGAAUUCAUCCAUGUGGUAGACCACACCUGUAAAGAGUGUGACGACAAUAGUCUUAUUCAUGCUGUCAUUUUCUGUUUUUGUAGUUCACAUUAAAAAUAAUUCCUAAUAAAGUGA
Molecule: messenger RNA, 3008 nt
Organism: Haplochromis burtoni (Burton's mouthbrooder)
Lineage: Eukaryota; Metazoa; Chordata; Actinopteri; Cichliformes; Cichlidae
Product: U2 snRNP-associated SURP domain containing
Biological process (GO): RNA processing
Cellular component (GO): nucleus
Molecular function (GO): RNA binding
Source: RefSeq, a predicted model, not a curated record